CUGGUUGCGGCUCAAAUCUAGUAAACUAUACAGCGUUUGGGCAUCAGAGAAGAAUCCGGGUGCUGACUAGAUAGGCUGCUGGUGAGGUUUUGAAACACAGCCAGUAAAAGCACCGCUGCUACAGCAGCAUUCAUCUGACUCGCUGAGCUCCGGGCGAACCAUCUGACAUCGCAGGAUUAUUCUCUCUGAAAGACAGCAAUCAGCCAUUUUAGCCUUGCGCGCAUAUCCAUGCCAAAAGAACAAAGCUUCCAUGAGGUACAAAGGCAAAAGACCGAGAGUUGUAGACAAUAAUAAAAAAAAACUGCUCUUUUAUUUACGCGAGUUGCCUGUUUUCGAGCUGAAUUCUAGCACGUGCCACAUGUGACGAUUGUAGGAAUGUGGAGCAUGGGAUCACAGCAGCUCUUCACCUACAGCUCGGAAUCGUCUUGGGAGAUGACAGAUGGAUGCAUAGGGAGGAUCGAAGCUUGCCAGCCAACGUUGUAAACUCACCAUGGACCAGGGCUUCAGUUUCAGCACACUGAAGAAGUUAGCGGCCGAGCCAGAUCACACUGACAUUACUCUGCCAGCAGUCGAACGUGUGCGGGCCCUCAGCAAAAUGGGCUAUAACAUUGAAAUAAAUGAAGACAUCGCCCCGAGACGCUACUUCCGCUCUGGCGUAGAGAUGGAGAGCAUGGCAGCUGUUUAUCUAGAGGAGGGCAGUCUGGAGAAUGCCUUUGUCCUCUACAACAAGUUCAUCACUUUAUUUGUUGAGAAACUCCCCAAUCACAGGGACUAUCAGCAGUGUAACGUCCCUGAGAAGCAAGUGAUAAUGAAGAAGUUGCAAGAAGUGGCCUUUCCACGAAAGGACCAAUUGAAGAGACUUCUCCAUGAGAAAUACAGCAAAGAACACAGUGAAUAUCUGAAGAGUCAGACUCAAGCCAUGGCUGUUGAGAUGUGUAGUGAACGACUGCAGAAGAUGUCUCUGUUGGAGGAAGAACGGCAACGUGUAGCACAGCUCAGGAAGAUGCAAAUCGAAUCCGAGCAGUUCCGCUACUUCGAGGACCAACUGCGUAGACAAGAGCUGGCCAGUCGCAGGGAUGAGGCUGUCCCCAAAGUGCCUGAACAAACCGACGGGUCCUGCUUAUCCCAGACCCCGAGAAACCAUGCGCGCCUUGACCCCAAUCGUAACAAACCAGCAGCCACCUUAGCAGCUGUACAAAAUCAGCGUGUCGAAGGCCUGAGGCGGGUUUUAAUCCCUCGAGACCUGACUUACAGGUUCCUUCUGCUGGCUGACAGUAACACGGCGAGAGGAAUUGAGACGUGUGGAGUUCUCUGUGGAAAACUGACACACAAUGAGUUUGUGCUGACCCAUGUGAUCGUCCCCAAGCAGUCCGCUGGCCCUGACUACUGUGACAUGGAGAACGUGGAAGAGCUGUUCAGUUAUCAGGACCAUCAUAACCUUCUGACCCUGGGCUGGAUCCAUACCCACCCGACACAGACGGCCUUCCUUUCCAGCGUGGAUCUGCACACACACAGCUCUUAUCAGCUCAUGCUACCGGAGGCCAUCGCUAUUGUUUGCGCACCUAAACACAAUGACACGGGAGUGUUCCGACUCACCAGUGCUGGAAUGGGAGAAGUGGCUGGAUGCAGAUUGAAAGGUUUUCACCCCCACUCUAAAGACCCUCCUCUGUUCACUAUUUGCAAGCACAUUGUGGUGAAGGACUCAAAAACGACAGUUCUGGACCUCAGGUGACAGAGGGAGAGAAGAAAUAUUUCAGUAUCAGCAAACCAUUGAGAAUAUUUAUAUCGAUCUUUACUUGAAGGCUUUUUUAAAUUUAUUUAUUUUACAAAAAGGUACUGUGAAACGGAAUCCCUCAGCUACACAGUUUGCUGUGAGCAGGUUUAGUGAAGUUAUUGAGAUGUUCCAAUGGACCUUUUUCACAUUUCCGGGCUUCUCAGCAGCGGAAGUCAUCAUA
Sinocyclocheilus grahami is the source of this 1955-nucleotide messenger RNA. RefSeq names its product AMSH-like protease. The coding region runs from base 491 to 1732 and encodes 413 amino acids. Gene Ontology annotation, cellular component: endosome; membrane. NCBI's taxonomy places the organism in Eukaryota, Metazoa, Chordata, Actinopteri, Cypriniformes, Cyprinidae. The record is from RefSeq and is a predicted model, not a curated record. Gene Ontology annotation, biological process: protein K63-linked deubiquitination. Gene Ontology annotation, molecular function: protein binding; K63-linked deubiquitinase activity; metal-dependent deubiquitinase activity. The transcript is spliced from 11 exons.